Molecule: messenger RNA, 2585 nt
Organism: Hydractinia symbiolongicarpus
Lineage: Eukaryota; Metazoa; Cnidaria; Hydrozoa; Anthoathecata; Hydractiniidae
Product: prolyl 4-hydroxylase subunit alpha-1-like
Exons: 11
Coding region: 89-1711 (540 amino acids)
Biological process (GO): peptidyl-proline hydroxylation to 4-hydroxy-L-proline
Cellular component (GO): endoplasmic reticulum
Molecular function (GO): procollagen-proline 4-dioxygenase activity; L-ascorbic acid binding; iron ion binding
Source: RefSeq, a predicted model, not a curated record
UGUUGUGUGUAAAAAUAUUUUAUGUUUAAUAUACAGAACAAGGAGAGAUAUUUAAAAGUAACUUGCUGUUUGUUGCUGGCUAGCAAACAUGAGUUUACUUGUGGUACUCUUUGCUGUAAUAACAUGUAUCCAUGCCGAGUUUUUUACGUCUAUGGCAAACAUGGAGCAUCUGGUGCUGACAGAAAAAUAUAUGCUUUCCAGCUUGAAAAACUAUGUGGAUUCAGAGGAGGAAAGAUUGGCUUCUUUAAAGAAAUUUAUGUUGCGUGUUGAUGAAUCUUUAAGAUAUGUCAAUGAAACAGAUAUUGGAAAGUAUCUUGGAAAUCCUGUUAACUCUUAUCUUCUGCUGAAAAGAUUUAAUGUUGACUGGAGAAACUUAGAAAAUCUGUUAACCCUCGAUCAUGCUGAAGAUUUUACCGCAGCUUAUGAUGAGAUGCGACCAUACUUUCCAUCUGAUGAAGAUUAUGAAGGAGCCAUGACAGCUUUGUUUCGAUUACAAGACACCUAUAACCUGCCUUCUCAAAAACUUGCGAAAGGUAUUAUUCCUGGUGUUGUACAGUCGUCACCGCAAACACUUGAUCCAAAUGAAAUAUUUGAGCUUGGUCGACAUGCAUAUAACUUAAAUGACUGGACACACUCACGUGAUUGGAUGAGAACUGCGUUGGCAGAAAUAAGAGGUGACUCGUCAGUGUCUGCUGAUCAAACAGCCACAGUUCUUGAUUAUUUAGCUUAUUCCGAAUUUAAGUCGGGAAACGUAAAAGAAGCCUUCCAGUUAACUCAAGAACUUGCAAAGCUUACCCCUGGAGAGAAACGGAUAUUUAAUAACCUUGAAUACUAUCGCCAGGAGCUACGUAAAUCACAGUCAACAGGUAAGCGAGGCGACCUUGGUUUACUUGAUGAUACAGACUUUUAUAAAAAAAACAAGCAUGCUCAAGCCUACACUGAGAGUGAAGCGUCGAGAAAGAAAACUAAUUUGCAAGAUUAUGAAAAGUUGUGCAGAGGUGAAGUGAGACAACAGAGCAAACGAGAACAGAGAAAGAUGAAAUGCUGGUACAAAACGAACAAUCCAUUAUUGAAGUACAAACCUCAAAAAGUUGAACGUGUCUGGUUUACUCCAGAAAUUUUUUUGUUUCAUGACAUUCUGACCGAGAGAGAAAUGGAACUCAUCAAACAAAACGCUUAUCCAAAGCUUAGUCGAGCCACUAUACAAGACCCUGUUACUGGUAAACUUCGCUAUGCUGAUUAUAGAGUCAGUAAGAGUGCAUGGUUGUCGCCUUACGAUUAUGGAUUUGUUAGAAAAAUGGCGAGACGUUCAGAAGCUAUCACUGGACUUGACAUGCGUUCUGCUGAACAAUUACAAAUAGCUAACUAUGGUAUUGGUGGACAUUACGAGCCUCAUUUUGAUCAUGCACGCGAAGACGAGGACAAGUUUACUGAUCUGGGUUUAGGCAAUCGAAUUGCAACAAUGUUGUUUUAUAUUUCUGAUGUUGAAGCUGGUGGUGCAACAGUGUUUACUGUUGGCAAAACUGCAGUCUUUCCAAAGAAGGGUACAGCUGUGUUUUGGUACAACUUAAAACGAAACGGUAUCGGUAAUCCACUCACUCGUCAUGCUGCUUGUCCGGUUCUGGUUGGUCAAAAAUGGGUUUCAAACUGGUGGAUACAUGAAGUAGGACAGGAAUUUCGGCGAAAAUGUGCACUAAAUAAAAAUUUGUAACAGUCGUAAAUCCUGGGUUACAUAUUGCAAAGAUUAAGGAGAAAAUCAUAUGCGGUAGAGGAAGGGAGACGUUCGUGUCACAAUUUCAGACAUCAUUCGUGACGGGUAAAUGUCGAUUUUUUUGUUAAGAUGAAUGGGUAAAGGCUUCUCUGGCUUGAGUUUCUGCGUUAUUUUUUUUUUAAAAAAUCAAUAUAUAUAGUUUAUUUUAUUUAAUAUUAUUUUUAUGUUGCAUAUAGUUUUAUAAAGUUAAUUUUAUAUAAUUUAGAUUAGAAUUUUCUAUUUUCUUUAAAAUAUUUUUAGCAUAAACUUCUGUUUAAUAAGUUGACAUUCGAUGGUUUUUAUGAACGAGUAAGUGAGCUUUGCCAGGUGCUAAACUAAAUGGUAAAAACAGCGAGUGAAAUGUACUGCUUUACAAAAACCUCGUCAGCAAACUGGCGUGAAAUACGCUGAGGGACAGAUACUAAUAUAAAAAAGCGGUUAUAGCCGACACUGACGGAAAAGAGAAAUCGGUUUGUUUUGCGUCAAUAUUAGCAAUCGAUUUUAUGGGUUUAUAUGGCAACAAGUUUAAUCUGGAGUCCGAUUUUUGUACCGUUUCGGGAAGUCUGGGAACGUGCUUCAAUGAAAUUUUAUCUCCCCAUAUCCUUCUGUACAAUUUCCUGUUUUGGCACGCUAUUUUUCAGCUACAGACAGAGAAAGUCAUUCUCGCCCUCCAUCUUUGCUAUUGUUAGAUUUCACCCUUCUCUAAACAGCCUUAUUUAUAUCUACCUUAUUAAUAUACAUUUCGUUGAUUUUUUUUUCAUUUUUAUAUAUAAAAUAUAGAUUUAUUUUUCUAAUAUAUACGAUUCAGUGUGAAAUAUAUAUAAUCUCGAAUGAA